CUUCCCCAAAGCUUGCUAAAAUAUGGCAAUAUAAUUUGUCACUAGAUCAUUUUACGAUUCAGACUGUUAUCACUAGAUACAUUUCUUCUAUUAAAUCAACAGAACGUAACACAGAGCCUUCCUGAAAUGAUAAAAUAACUAAAAAUCUGCGACCCAAGCGACGGCAUUUUAGCAAUAGGAAAGCGGGAGGAAAAAGUCAUGUGACCAGUGUUAACCAAUAGGGUCAAUGGUUUUCCAAGCAUAUAAAAGAUUUUUCUGCUGAUCCGCCAUUGCUGUCGCUCGGAAAGCUCAGUGGUGUGAUUUUGAAUCUUGACCGUGGAAUGGACACCAAGAGCCAUCCGGUGCUGCAGGGCUAUCAGCAGCAAGUAGAGAUUUCUUCUUGAGGAGAUAACAGAAAAAGUGCAGAACUGGCGACUUUGUGACGCAGGUUUCCACCUGCAAUCAACAGGUUACUGUGGUCUCAGUAAACGGACUGUAAAUGUACAGCAAGGAAGCAAAACUUUCUUUAAUGAAAACAGAAAUGAACGACAUGGCCUCAGCUACAGGUCAAACUCAAAGUAGGCAGCCUGGGAGGCAGACAAACCAAUUGCAAUAUCUUCAAAAAGUGGUGAUGAAGGCACUAUGGAAACAUCAAUUUGCCUGGCCAUUUCAUCAUCCUGUCGACCCAACCAAGCUUGCUCUACCGGAUUACUUCAAAAUCAUCAAGACUCCAAUGGACCUUGGUACAAUCAAGAAGCGAUUGGAGAGUAUCUACUAUCACAGUGCAAAAGAAUGCAUCUCAGAUUUCAACCUCAUGUUUACAAAUUGCUAUGUAUAUAAUAAACCUGGAGAGGAUGUUGUUCUUAUGGCACAAGCCCUGGAGAAGCUCUUCCUGACAAAGGUUGCACAAAUGCCACAGGAGGAAAUUGAGCUGGCUCCCCCAGUGAAGCCAGGGAUGGGAGACGACAUAUCAGGGCCAGGCAGGAAAGGAAGAAAAGGCAGAGUACCAGGAAGGGGGAUAAGUGCAAACUCAAGGUUAGGUAUUCAAAAUGCCUCACCUCAACCAUCGGUACCCAAUGCAGCGACGACACAGCUCCCAGGUCCGCCAGCGAAGAAUGCGUAUGUUGCUCCCCUUGCCAUGAAGUCACCUACAGCAACACAACCAUCAACAGAACUUCCUGUGCUACCCCCAGGAGCAGCGAGUACACAGGCCACGGCUGCAGCCAUGUCAACCUCACCGCUGGUUUCAUCCCCGCCUCCUAUAUCAACUCCAGUGGAACCAGUAAAGCAGAACUCUCUUCCAGGACCUCCGAAAGUAAGGUCGCCUGCCAAGACAAAAGGAGCAAGGGGAGUAAAGAGGAAAGCAGACACAACCACACCCACAACAGUAAUAGAACCUCCUGAACCCAUAGUGGCUCCAAGUGCCGACUACCACUUAGCCCAGGCCAAGCCAGCUAAGAUCCCGGGCAGGAGAGAGAGCAGUAGGAGAAACAUCAAACCUCCCAACAGGGAACUCCCUGAAUCAGAUCAGCACCAGAAGGGAAAGAAGGGCAAACUCACAGCUCAGCUCAAGUACUGUUAUGGUGUCAUCAAAGAACUCAUGUCAAAAAAGCACUCGGCAUAUGCAUGGCCUUUCUUCAAGCCAGUUGAUGCAGAUGUACUAGGACUGCAUGACUAUCAUGAGAUCAUCAAGACUCCAAUGGACAUGGGUACAGUAAAGGUAAAGCUCGAAAACAGGGAUUACAAGAACGCCAAUGAUUUUGCUGCAAACGUCAGGCUGAUAUUCACAAAUUGCUACAAGUACAAUCCGCCGGACCAUGAUGUUGUAGGAAUGGCUAGAAAGUUGCAAAAUGUGUUUGAAGUCAAGUUUGCCAAAAUGCCUGAUGAACCAUUGGACCCAUCUGACCUAGAAAGUGACGAUGAAAGCAAGGAUGAAACCAAGGCAAUGGAUAGUCCGUCUGAUGCUUCAGCUUCCAAUAGUAGCUCAGAAUCAGAAGACAGCGAAGAAGAGAGGGAAAAAAGGUUGUCAGAGUUACAAGAGCAGCUCAAGGCGGUACAUGAACAGCUUGCAGCAUUGUCAUCACAAGCACAUCGGAAAAAGAAGAAAAAGGACAAAGACAAAACUAAAAAGAAAGAACGAAAGGAUAUUGAAAAAGAGAAAGAAGAACUUGAAAAGGCCAAAGAACUUGAAAGGCAAAGAGAAAAGGAAAUGGAAGAGAUGAGGGAAAAAGAAAGGAAACUUUUAGAAGAGAAAGCUAGAGAUGAGGAGAGGUCAAAAUCAGCAUCGAAAAGACCAAGGAAGCCUGCAAAGAGCACAGAGGACAAGGCCAAACCCAAGAAAACAAAUAGACCGAGGAAGAAUGCAAAGACCGCAGAAGAGAAGCCUAAACCCAAGAGAACAAAUAGUAGAAGAGGAGGUGGAAGGAAAAAGAAGGUUCCAACGACGGGGCAACUAGAGAGUGAUGAUGAGGACACAGCAAAGCCAAUGUCAUAUGAUGAGAAGCGGCAGCUCAGUCUGGACAUCAAUAAGUUACCUGGGGACAAACUUGGCAAAGUUGUACAUAUAAUACAGUCAAGGGAGCCCUCACUCAAGGACUCUACACCAGAUGAAAUCGAGAUUGACUUUGAGACCCUCAAACCGUCCACCCUGAGGGAACUGGAAAAAUAUGUCAUGCAAUGCCUCAGGAAAAGACCAAAAGCAUACAACAAAGGCCAGACGAAGUCUAAGCAGGAUGCACAGAAGGAGAAGCAGAAAGAACUGGAGGAUCGACUGAAGGAACUUGGCGGGCCAUUUCCCAAGAAGGCCACAAAGAAAGCUCAACAAGAUGCUUUGAUGAAUGAGGGGGGCAGAACCGAGCGCCCACUCAGUGCCAGCAGUAGUAGUGACUCUGAGAGUGAUGCAAGCAGCAGCACAAGUGCUAGCUCCAGCUCCGACAAUAGCGAAUCGGAGUCAGGUACUCCAAAAAAGAUGAAGAAAGGAAUAAAGGUACCUCCUCUUCCUGCAAAUCGACAAGAAAUGCAGAGAAGACUAUCCGGUCCUGGACAGGCUCCAAUCACUACACCAGCCGGCUUCCAUCCAGAAACCCAACAGCAGCAACCCAUGAGUACAGGACCAGGUCCUAGUCCAUUCUCACUGGGUCCACAGGCCACUGGUCACCCCUCUGGGCAUCCCUCGGGUCAACCUGUUCAACAUCCAGGACAACCUUCACCAAGACUGACCAAUGGACAAAACCAUAUACCAGCACCAAGACACAGUAGCUUGCCAGCCUUACCAGACCGACCAAGCAACAAAGCAGCUCCACUUCAGAAGAGAAGUCAAAGGAAAGUUCUGACAUCGCCACUCACGUCUCCGGGUCCACUCACAUCACCAGCUAAUACACGGGGCAGUACUACUACUGCUUUCCCUUUGCCAUCACCAACUCUUCCACAAACCAAGCCAGCAGUGGUUGCCCCUCCUCAAUUACAGCCACCUGCUGUUUCCAAAGCCCCACCAGCAACCCCUCCUGCAAUGGCUCCUUCAGCACCAGUGGCACCUCAACCUGCACCAGUAGCUAUCCCUAAACCCAAACCAGAACCAGUGGUGAAGCCAUCCAAACCUGCUCCUAGUCAAACACCACCUGCAGCUGUACCCCCUCCAUCAUCAACCAAACCCUUGCCACAACACCCACCACCGCAGCAACACCCUUCACGCCACUCCCCGCAACCACUACCACAACAACAAGCAACGUCUAAGCCUCAAUCCAAGCCACCACCUCCAACCGAUAUCCCCAAACCCCAGCCUCCUGCUGCUCAGAGACCAAUACCAGCAGACACCAAGAAGACAGCACCACCUCGCUCGGUGACACCACCGUCUCCGCCACCACAGGUCAAACCAGAGGUCCCGUCUCUCAUCCAGCAACCAACCCUCAUCCCCAAGGUGGAGGAUAACCCAAUGUCAUUCAUGGUUGGUGAUGAGGAUUUAGAAGGGGAAGGGGAAUCACCUUCUACUAGUCCUGUCAUGACUGGUCACAAGACAGAAGAGAGCAAUGGUUCAUCACACCCUGAGGGUGGUAUGCCUUCCAGUGCUAGCUCUGAGAAUCUAUCUAAGAUGGAACAGAAAGCUAGCUCUAAAGAUAAGAAGGACAUGAAGCUACCAAACCGUUAUUCAUGGUCUAACCUAGCCAACACACCGUCUUCAACCAAGCCUUCCAGUAAACCUACCAAGACCUCUCAUCACAGCUUUGAACUCUUCAAGAAAGCAGCCAAGGAAAAAGAAGAGAGGACCCGUCAGAUCAAACAGCAAGAGGAGAUGAGAAAACAACAGAAACACCUUCAGGAACAGGAAAGAGCAAGGCAGGAAAGAGAAAGACAAAGGGAGAAGGAAGAGGACGAUGCACUGGAGAGGGCUAGAAACUCCCAACAAGAAGAGGCCAAGAGAACGCAGUCUAUGAAGGAAAGAGAGAGGCUACGGGAACAAGAGAGAAGGAAAAGAGAAGCUAUGGCUAAUCACAUAGAUAUGAAUCAACAGAGCAACAUCAUGGCAACAUUUGAAGAAACGUUGUAGCAGCAUCACUUGUGACUAAAGAGCAACAUUGUGGCAACAUUUGGAGAAAUGUAGAAGUAUCACUCGUGUCUCCAGAGCAGCAUCUUGGCAACAUUUGAAGAAACAUUGUAGCAGCAUCACUUGUGACUAAAGAGCAACAUUGUGGCAACAUUUGGAGAAACGUAGAAGUAUCACUCGUGUCUCCAGAGCAACAUAGUGGCAACAUUUUUAGAAACGCUGUAGCAGUAUCACUUGUGACUGACACGAGAGCAACAUUUGAAGAAAAAUGUAGCAACAUCUUAGCACAACUUGUGACAUGAGAGCAACAUCAUGGCAAUGUUUGAAGAAACAUUGAAGCAACAUCUGAGCACAACUGGUGACUUGAGACCAACAUCACUCGUGACAUGAAAGCAGCGUCAUGGCAUCGAUUGAAGAAACUAUGUAGCAGCAUCUUGGCACAGCUUGUGACUUGAGAGCAAUCUUUUUGAGACCAGCAACUCUGUUCAAACUUUCAAAUACAUCAGAUCUCUGUAGCCCAGCUGGACCAUGCUAUGGGGUUAAGAUGCAGCGGUGUUGUUGCAAUGAAGUCUGAACAUUAUCAUAAAUUGCUGCACAUCAUACAUUCGCAAUCAGUAGAUAAUACUUGUUCGUUGUUUGUUUAGCUGGUAUGUAUUUAGACUGUCGUGUACAUCAGGAGUGCUGACACCAGCAUUAUUUGUUGCAUCACUUGGUAUGAAUUGAGUUCCUUUUUAUUUGUGUAUAUUGUAUUUGGUGUAGAAGAUAAGGAUUUUAGUGGAGAUACCAUGACAUAGAGGAUGUAUGUGUUUACAUGAUGUCAUUAUCAGCAGCAGCCAAGAAGUUUAACAAUCACUCAAACUGUGAUCGGAUAGCUAUGGGAGUACAGCCCCAUGUUGAAAUUCCAUUUUUGUGAGUCCAGUUUAAGAAUUUAAAAGACCAGAAAAAAGAGGAUAUAACACCUACCAUUAAAGAGAUCUGUUUUUUAAAACAAGGCAACGUAAAGCAGAGAAAAUGGAAUUGUUUUAAAGAAUUUGACUACUUAUUGCAAUGAUAUUCUGUCUAGCCAUGCUACAGGUCUGAUUCAUUAUGCAGGAACAACAACAUUUUUUAUCUGACAAACGACAGCAAAUAGCAAGUGUUUUAUACCCACUGAGCUAGUGCCAAAUGGGUUCUUUUUUUAUGAUGCUUGUCCGUAACACCACUUGAAUACUAACUUAUGAAUCUGUUUAAAAUCGACCCACAUGUUAUAGAACCACACAUCAUCAAGGUUUACUGGCUCUCUGACCACUGGUCUUGACAAACCUCAUCAUCAUCAUCAUCCUCUUUCAAAAAGUAUUGCUUCUCUUUUAAAAGGUUGCAAAAUAUUAGUUUAGUGGCCAUGGACCAACCCAUACGGAUCUGACGCAUAAUUGUUGAUAACAGAUGAACUUUACUAAAAUCAUGUUUGUAAUAUUGUCUUGAUUUGUCUGUGUGUAUUAAUGUUCAGGAGGUAUAUGUAUAUGUGUAAUAGAUAAGAUGCGAGGUUGAAGGGUAGUCAUAUGCUCUUGAACCAUUGAUAGCCUAGCGAUGAUUCACAGAAGAUAGAGAGAGAUAGAAGAAAGAAACUUGGUGCCUCUAGAUGUUAUACCCUGAAUAGCCAUGUAUGUAUCAGCUUGAUAGUGAUUAGAUGUCUUGUAUAGACAGUGGAAUAUUUUAUUAAGAUGAGUCGCCAGGGAGUAAAAUAUUUGUUUGAUAUUUAUAGUGUUGUGUGGAACGGGUGGAAGAAUAUGGCUGUAAUGCCUCGAGAAUUGUACAGAAUUUUGUUAUAAACUUCCAAAUUGUGUUUCCACUUUCCGUGUUAUAAAUAUAUAUAAUAUAUAACAGUUUCUUGUCGACAGAGAAACUUGUGUAUAUACUUCUAAAGAAUUUUGAAAAUUGUUGUACUGAAUUGAUUUUUUUUUUAGUAGCUUUUGCACAGAUUAUUUGUGUUUUCAUUUCAUUAUUCUCUUGAAGGUGUAACUUUGAUUUGUUAAAGAGAGGAUUAAAUCGGCUACUCUUAUGUACUUGUAAUAUAGAUAUGCCAUUUGUUGCUACCAAUUGUUAAAAAACUCUUUGUACAUGAAUUUCUUUUGGGUUUUUGGAGUAAUUGCAAUUUUUUUCAUGAGCUCAAGAAUAUUCUCCUGGAGAAAAGAUGUUUUUGUUCUCAUAGUAUAAUGCUAUUGUUUUUGUGUCUAACUUCUCUAUCUUAUUUAAUCUGUCUUAAUUUGAAAAACAGAGAGUUUUCAAAGUUAUAAUUCUAAUCAUAUGUGGCAAAGGGAAAUUGAUUUUUUGCUAUUGAUACACAAACUCUCGUAAAAACUAAUGACAUACGCCUGUAUAAUCUAUGCAAUGCAUCCGUAUCCAUGUUCCCCCUUAGAAGGUUUUGAAACCAGAAAUGUGUCCUUCUAAAUAUGAUCAUCUUACAGUCUAUUAGAAGGUUCACACAUGUCUGGCUUUCAAUUACUGGUAAGCUUUUACCCUCUUAGAUAUACUUUGUCAUACGCACCUUGUAAUACCUGUGCAAGAUUGAUAUAUGUAUAUAUGACUUUUCAUUGCAUACAUGUAGUCUUUGCAUUUUGAAUGAGAUGUGGCAAACAUUUUGAACAGUACAACCGCUUAGUAGUAUUGUCUUGUUCCUCACAUAGAUUUUAAUCAUGAAAAGAGCCUUAGUCAUAUUUCUGCCAGUCGGCUUGAAAGGACGAGAAGUAGCGUUGAUCCGUAGGAACAGAAAUGUAGGAAUUAGAUCGCGAGAGACCAAUUAUUUCAUGCUUGUUUUCUCUUAUUUUUAAUGAUGUUGAAAAUAUUGGGAAAAGUUUGUAUUCUUAGUGUUGAUAUCAACCAUACCCCAAGAAAACUGUGUGUGUAUUUAAAAGAUAUUUGUGUGGCAUAACUACCUUGCUGUAAUGUGCUUAUGUAUUUAUGAUAGCUCUUGUAGUGUAUGCUGUCCAAUAACAUGUUUAAAGAGUUCGCAAGAGUAGCAUGUUUUUAAAACAUUGUAAACAUUGUUUUUCCAAUCUAGUAUUAUAACUUCAAUAACAUUUUUUUGCUUCUCAUAAGAUAACAUCAGCAUUUCUUCUUAUCCAUUUUUGCAAUCAAUUAGUCAAUGUAGUCUUUCUUGAAACACCAUUAUUUCAAUUAUUUGGGUUUAUCAGAUGCAAACAUUGAAGAUAUUACUUUAGAAAAAAGUCAGCUAUUGAUAAAUGAUUAUGUAUUAUAUUAAUGGUUUGGACAUUAUAAUCUGAAUUGUUUUUGUGUAUAUACUUUACAAAUUGUAUAUACAAAUAGAGUGUACAUAAUUACUUAGUCAGCUUUAUGUGACAGUAAUUACGUACAACAGAUCUACAAAAUGUAUUUAACAACAAAAUGGCAAGUUUUAUAGGCUUUUUCAAAUCCUUUGUGUCUCUUUGUAAUUGAUAUUUUUUUCUCGAUUCAAAUUUUUGUUGUUCUGAUGUUGGACCAAUGUUGAAAGGUUACACACUUGAAAUCAGCAAGUUUUAUAGAUAUCACUCAUUAAAAAACCAUCAAGGAAUUUACUUUUAUUUCAUAUAACCCCCAAACCAUGCCUGAUGUUAAACCAGUGCAUUUUUUUUUUUUUUUCAGUCACUAGCUUGCAUUAUUACACUGUACUAAGCCUAUCGGUAUGAAAUGGAUUCAACAUAGAUUCAAAGUCCUUAAGUAUCAGUUUGCUCAUCCCUUUAUACACAUAAUCCAGUCUUGUUUUCAAUUGUAGCAUGGAUGACAGUAUAGCAAGCUGACAUGUGUAAUUGUGUAUCAAUGAACAAAUAGUCCACUAAAUCAUACUGGACAACUGUUCUUGACAAAUUUAUAAUUUGUUCCAAUCUUAUGUUGUAUUGUAUGCCUGUUUGUUCCCAGCUCUGCUUUUCUGUAAACAGAAUUAUUUGUAGUAGUUUCGACGACAUUAAGGACUACCAAGUAUUCUCUGAGUAGCGUUGUGUCGAUGUUAGGAGAAAGCAAACACUCCUCAGCUCCUCUCUCGUUAUGUUUCCAUUAGGCAUCACGCUCGUUGAUGGGAUCUCAACCUUAGGCAAAGAAAUUAAAAUCUUUGUUUGGAAUAUCCAUGUUAGUACAGUCAAACCUGUCUACAAAGACCACCUGUCUACAACAAGCACAUUUUUUGUUUCCCUUGAAAAUGGUUUCUCAUUGAAACAUGUACUAAAGGAACCUGUCUACAAAGACCACCCGACUACAAAGACCAUCUUUUGUGUUUCCAUUAAGCGGUAACUGUAGACAGGUUUGACUGUACAUACAUUUGCAGAUUAGAUUUCAACAAAACUAAGGUUGACUUACAAUGUCAAUGAAACGGAUUGGAAAAGAAGGAAAAACAAUAUAUAUAUGUAUUUAAAUGAAGGCAUAAUGUUCUUUCCCCACAAUCCAUUUUUAAUGAGUACAGAUAAUAUGUGAUUUGGUUAUUGUGGGUAGUUACUUUUUUUUGGAUAUUUCACUAGAUUUAGGCAUUUUUUGCUGGAAUUCUUCUUUGUCCACUGUUACAAAUUUCAGACUGUUUUGUGUGAAAUGCUCAGAUUAGAUUUGCUGAAUUCUGAUAUUCUUUCGUAUGUUUCUCAUUUGUUUCCAGUUUAACAUUUUGUGUGGUCCUUGUCAUGUAUGUUGAAUGUUAUGUUGAUUAUUGCUCCUUUUUCACCAUUUUUGUUCCAUUUUCACCAUUUUUGUUUUCUCUUCCAAAUGAGGUUAUUACUUUGUUUCAGAAUGUAUUUAAGGGGAAAAAAGGAAACAGUCUUAUAAAGUGAGAAGAAGAAUUUGUGUACAUGUAUAUCAAUUUAUUUAAAACAAAAUGUAUGUCCGAUGUAUUGUAUAAAGAGCAUUCAAUUUAAAUGUUUUCAUUGUUUUUAAGUUGAUAAUAAAACAGAAAAAAAUACAAACAUGACAAAAAAAUGAUAUUGGCUUAAUGACCUUGUUGAAGAUAUGCCUGCAUGUACUUUCUUGGCUUGUAUGUUUAGUGUGUUCAUACGCAUAGUUUCUUUUUUCACGCCCUUGUGAACAUGUACUACAUCUACUAUUACGAUUACUACUACUACUUCUACUGUUAUUGUUUCUUGUAAAUGAUAAUGCAAUAUUUUUUAUGUACAAUUCCAAUGGAGACAUAAAAAGAGAAAUGUUGGUGUCUUGAACUAAUUAAAAUAAAAUCAAACAAACAAUGUAAAAAA
Molecule: messenger RNA, 9720 nt
Organism: Strongylocentrotus purpuratus (purple sea urchin)
Lineage: Eukaryota; Metazoa; Echinodermata; Echinoidea; Camarodonta; Strongylocentrotidae
Gene: brd4
Product: bromodomain-containing protein 3
Exons: 25
Coding region: 479-4522 (1347 amino acids)
Biological process (GO): regulation of DNA-templated transcription; chromatin remodeling
Cellular component (GO): chromatin; nucleus
Source: RefSeq, a predicted model, not a curated record